AUGGCGGCGCCAAUCAACAUCGACGUUCCGAAACUUAUAUUAGACAAUGGAGGUGGGUUGAUCAAGGGAGGUAUCCUGCCAAGUUACUCCCAGAUGAAUGACUCUCAAUUUAAUGAAAUAGAACCCAAGUUCAUAGUACCCAAUUGCGUAGGACAGGUGAGAAAGAAAAAUAUAAUUCACAUAAGUGAUAGCUGUUACAGCAUAGGUGAGUACUUUUGUCACAGACCCCAUGUGGAUGGGUUGCUAAUGGAUUUGGAGAUGCAGACGAAUAUCUGGGAAAAGCUUUUCUCGUGCAAACAAACUAUUGGGUUUAAAAUAAAUGACAUGGCUAUCUGUAUUACGGAGUCCUAUCUGACCCCAGCUUACAUAAGACAAGGAGUGAUAGAACUUCUGUUUGAAUAUUUUAAUUUUAAUCAAAUUGUAAUUGUGUCCUCACAAACGAUGCUUCCUUUUUCUUUCAUUGGACUUAAUUUGGGUCAAUAUGAUAUUGUAAAUCCCCCCGUUUUUUCUAACUCUACUUUGAGGGGCAGGAAAGGAGGGGGGGGAGAAUCAUGUAAGAGGGGUAGGAGGAGAGGAAGCAAAUGCAUGAUUAGAAAGAACCACAGCUUGAAGGAACAUAUAAAAGGGGAGGAGGGGGAUGGAAGUGUUCGUAAUAGUAAUGCCGAUUUGAAGAGUGAGGCGGAUAAAUGGCUACCUCGUGAAUUGCAAGACGAGUGGGAGGAGGAGGAGCAGGAGGAGGAGGGGGAAGCGGGAGGAGUAGGUCUUGGUGUGUCAUGUCGCAGCGACGUUUACAGUGAGGUUAAGAAUGAGUUGAAUGAAUUGGAGAGCGGCAUGCCGCAAGACGCAUGGAGCAGUACCUCUCAGCAGAACGAUGUGCCUGUAGUAUAUGAUGAGCCUCGUGUGGAAAAUAAUGCAUUAACCAAUAGGCACAUGUUUAUAAAAAAUAUUGAAUGUUAUAAUAAGUAUACCCACCGAGUGUACCUGGAGGAGGGAUUCCGAGGGGAGAAUUGGCAGGAGUAUCAUUUUAAUCGUUUUUUCAAUUGUGAUAGUAGGCGCUUCCAAACCAAUGGAGUGGUGCGCACGUUACAGAGCAACAGUUACCUAGGAGACAACUUCUUCGUCCAGGACCCAAAUUUUUUACUACCCGAUCAAGUCGAUUUACACCAUAGCUACUACGAACCCAAUUUUAACGACCUUAAUAAUUUUACAAGCCAUUUUAACAACACAUAUGUGAAUAGCUUUUAUAAAGAAGUGUUGAAUGGAAACUACAACUUAUCUCUGAGGAACCCCUGUGCUUUGUAUGUAGAUGUGGGGUUCUCUCACACGUACGUUUUGCCGUAUAUCGAGUACAAGCUUAUUGAAUAUGCCAUUUUAAGGACAAAGGUUUCUGCUUCUAUUUUAAACACUUACUUGAAGAAUGUCCUCUCGUACAAGCACGUGAAUUUGGAACACAAUGAGCUGCUCGUGGAAAAUAUAAAAGAGCGAGCUUGCUACGUGUCCUUGGACUAUGAACAGGAUUUACAAAAUGAGAAGAGGCGACUGGAGGAGAUUAAGAGGCAGAGGAUUGCAGAUAAGCUGGGUGCACGUGAGGAGGUGCUGCUCAGGGAGGCGGCCGCCAAGACCACUGUUGAGGUUGGCGACGAGGGAGAGGUACAGAAUGGGGUGGGUCCCGGGAAGGGGAAAAUCAAAUUGGAGGGAGUCGCUUCGAAUUGCAAGGAUGAGGUGAAGCCCCCUGUGGGUGAUGUCACUUCAAAAAAUGAUCAUAUGAGGAAAAAGCGAAUGAAGCCACACCUCUUCUACAGUUACAAGCUAAUAGAUUAUAACAACGCGACCAAGAGGGAGAUCAGUGAAGUGUAUGACACGCUCAGGACGAACAGCUCCAACGACUGCGUUUAUGUGGACUCAGAUUUUGAGGAGCGGAUGGAGUUUUCCAACUACUCUGAAGGUAAUAAAGACAUGGGGAAAGCUGCAGAAGGUAAUGAAAAAGAAGGCAAAGGUGGUCAGAGGUGCAGUAACGUAAAAGAUUGUAGAAACGGAGGUGAGGGUGAUUUGAAUAGAAGUGCAUUCUCAAACGACAUUGGUGGUGCAAAGGGAAGGCACACAGAAACGGAGUACAAGAAUGAUAUAAUUAAUUUGACCAAUGAACGAAUAGGAAUUCCUGAAGUUCUUUUUAACCCGAAAGAUAUAAAUCUUGAACAUUGUAGCAUCGUGGAGCUCAUAUAUAGGUGUAUCUCUUUACUGCCCAAGGACAUUCAGAGGUACUUUCUGGCCCAGAUAUAUGUCUCAGGGGGUUCCACCAAGUUUAAGAAUUUCAAGCACAGACUGUAUAAGGAGUUGCGGGCGAUGUUCCCGAGCGAGUGGGAGAUCAAUAUUUACUCGCAUAGGAAUAGCCUCUACAGCAACUACAUCGGUACGUACGUCUGGUUGAGCGAUCACAAUAUUUAUAAUUAUAAUGUGAUAACCCGGGAGCAGUACUUCAACCACGGCAGGGACGCCUAG
Messenger RNA from Plasmodium fragile, 2499 nucleotides. RefSeq lists its product as uncharacterized. Gene Ontology annotation, cellular component: Swr1 complex. NCBI's taxonomy places the organism in Eukaryota, Apicomplexa, Aconoidasida, Haemosporida, Plasmodiidae. The record is from RefSeq and is a predicted model, not a curated record. The coding region runs from base 1 to 2499 and encodes 832 amino acids. Gene Ontology annotation, molecular function: nucleosome binding. The transcript has a single exon.